Messenger RNA from Neodiprion fabricii, 2423 nucleotides. RefSeq lists its product as uncharacterized. Bases 354 to 752 code for a protein of 132 amino acids. The record is from RefSeq and is a predicted model, not a curated record. NCBI's taxonomy places the organism in Eukaryota, Metazoa, Arthropoda, Insecta, Hymenoptera, Diprionidae. The transcript has 4 exons.
AAAGUCGUCGCUGAUAGCGUCGUGAUCGAUGGGCCGCUUUCUUUUCGUAUUCUCAUUGGUUUUAUUAGCAAACUUGACGAUCGGUGGAGGUGGCUUCAAGCAUUCUGGUAUAUAUUUCCAAAGACGGGAUGCCGCUUUGAGAAACGCGCUAACAAUCAGUGAGGUCAGUUUGUUGAGUCCUGCAGGACCACGCGGAGGAUUCGUUUUUAAUUUGCCGCAGCAUCUAAUCUCUCGUUUUGGGUAUUACACAGCGACUAUGAAAGGUACUUAUGCUCUCGGCCAAAAUCGCUAAGAGAUCGGAUACUAAUUGGGAAAAUGUUACUGGAAUUCUAUAGAGCGCAGCGAAAGAAGGGAUGGUAUCACUGACGCGUCACCUCGGAUUUCACGCGAAAAUUUCACGUAUCCUGCUUGGUUGCAUCGCAUUUUCAUUGAUUGGUUGUUCGACCAUUGAUGCGGCGGAAUUCACGGAGCAGCACAAAAAUGUUUUGGACAAACUCGCGACGAUUGUGGCCGAAAAAGAGGGCAGCCUGCAAAAAACGGUGCUCGGUUCCAGGGCAGCUUUUCCGGCUCAAAGAGAGGAGACGGAACUGGAAAGAGCGGAAAGGGUCAACAAGGGAUUCGAGAGAAUGAUUCAAAUGGUGAACAUCCUUGGCCAAGUCGACAACUUCAUUUCCGACAGAACAAAGAACGUCGUACGGAAAUUAAAUGCGAUGUACGACAUUGACGAUCAGGAAAAAUCCAGAGGUGCAUGAUUGCCGCGUGAUAAUCUUUCUUACUUUGUAAUUUGUAGCUUGAAAUAAAAAAAAAUUACCAGCUCACACUUCUACAAUUUCAUCGUUAUAGAAAAUUCACCAAAUUCUACUCGUAUUAAUCGCGUAUAAAUAACAUAGACAUUAAUCAGUGGAUACAAAUACGUCUGACUUAGUCAGACGAUAAUUUAGUCGUGAUUUUUAAUCAUGCAGGUUAAAUAAAAAAAUCAUAUGCAUUGCGUAUAAUAAGGCUGGUUUUUACCCGACUUUAAUGAUAAAAUAUGUAUUUCUAAAGCGAAUUAACUUCACGGAUCCGACGAUUAUUAUUAUUAUUAUAAUAUAUAUAUAUUUUUUUCAUAUCAGAAUUCUCUUCAUAUUAUUAUUCUCUAUAAUAUAUAUAAUAUAUAUACAUAUACUCUUUGUAUUACAUGCUAAUUAGAAAGAUAAAUUAAAUCCGAUAUCGUGCAUAAUUACGUGAUAUGUCUAUUCUAUUUUCUUUAAUUUUAAACCGACUGCGCAGUUAGGACUCUGCAACAUACUUAUGCCAAAUAUUACAUAUAAUUAAACAAUCUUAAACACUUUAUACGAAUACGUUAUGUAUCUAAUAACAGAAUGUACACCAGCCGCAACUUCCCUCAAUCAGUAGAAUGUUUCUCAAUUUUUCUGACGAUAUAAAGUCGCGCGUAAAUCCAUCAUUGCCACUUAAAUCGUUACAGCUAUUAUCCACAAACAGAUCACAUCAUCUACAACGAAAAUCACUGAUCGUUACGAUACUUUACGAUGGCAUAACGAUAUUUUACCAAUCACUACCGUUUGCAAUUUGAACCGAAUAAAUUUUUAUAGAAAAAUAUACCCAUUGAUAAACGAGCCAAUGCAAAAAGCAUAAAUUCUUGAUGCUUAAAAUUCUGCCCAUAAUCGUGUCUGAAUAUAUUUUUAUUACUUUACGGGUCUCUGCAGUUAUUUAACAGUACAAUACUAAUUAGCCUUGAGGCUAUUCCUUCUACUCCCGAGGGAAAUACCGCUGAGUACCGUACAAUACCGUACAAUAUAGUAUAUUACCCGCAGCGUAGAGCUGUUCACUAAUAUUGAUUACGGGGUAAAUGUUUACAAGUCAUUUCACAACUUGUGUAUAAAUAUAUGUAUAUAUAUAAAUACUAUUAGCUACCGUUAUAUUCUGAGAUGCAUGCGUGUUAUGGGCAUCAUUUAAUAUACGUGUAUGAUCCUUAUUAUGUAACAUUAGAGGUACGUAUAUUACUGCGUACGUAUAAUGACAAAUGUAUAGAAUUUUGUAAUUUCGUUGCUGGUUAUCGCAGUUCAUAUCACAUCAUUAUUAUGUCAAUAAAUAUUCUAUAAUUCACGUAUAAUCCAGAUUAAAGAUGUAUAAUAUAUAUUUCGUAAGACUUACGCGUUCUCGGUGUUUCGUUAUCAUUUAUUAUCAUUACAGUUUUUGUUGUCUUAUGCUUCUUUUUUUCAUUCCUUUAUUGGUUUUGUUUUUUCUUUUUUACCAACGACUGUUUGUACUCCACCGUUAUAACCUCCACUUUUUAUGUCACGUCGCUGAGAUAAUAAAUAAAAAAUAAUUCCAGGAAGAAGCGACGGUGAUAAUAAUUACAUCGAAUAUGGACUUUUAACGAAUAACAACUCGCGGGUAGGUUUAUAAUCGUGGAAUAACAU